Aspergillus terreus NIH2624 is the source of this 1356-nucleotide messenger RNA. RefSeq lists its product as uncharacterized. Gene Ontology annotation, biological process: protein phosphorylation. The transcript has 4 exons. Lineage: Eukaryota; Fungi; Ascomycota; Eurotiomycetes; Eurotiales; Aspergillaceae. Bases 1 to 1356 code for a protein of 451 amino acids. Gene Ontology annotation, molecular function: 2 iron, 2 sulfur cluster binding; ATP binding; protein kinase activity. The record is from RefSeq and is a predicted model, not a curated record.
AUGUUCCCUUUCAUGCGACGAGCCCGCGGAGACGCCUGGCAGCGCGUCGGGCGUAUAUCCGCCUUCCCCGAUAUCGGCCCCAACAACGACGACAACUACCGCAUCGCACCGCGCUGCAAAGCCUUCAGCAUCCCCAAGACCGACAGCAGCGCGGGAUCGCAGUGCCCAGUAGAAGCAGACAUCGACCUUCCAGGGGACCUGAAGGACCAAGUCCUCGUGUUCCGGUACAAGGGCAAGGUGCACGCGAUUGACCAUCAAUGUCCUCACUCGUCGUUCCCCCUCUCGCAGGGGACGAUAUUCGAUAUUGAGGAUUUUGGCAUCACGCUCAGCGCCGGCGUCACGUGUCCUAAGCACGGGUGGGCUUUUGAUAUCUUCUCCGGGCAGGCGGACCGUGGGAAUUAUAAGCUGAAGAUCUGGGAGGUGCAGUUGAGAGAUCCGCCGGAGGAUGGUGGGGAUCCGGAGGAUAAGGAGGUGUGGACUGUUAAUGCAAACAAGCGAAGAAAGCAAGUUGAGGAACAAUUGCAGCAGAUGAAUCACAUGACAGGGGAUUGUACUGCAGGAAUCCAUGCCAGCCCCUUACCACUUCCAAUCAUUCGAGGUGACCCAAUUCCUCAGGAGCAGGUGAUCGGGUAUGGAAGCUCUGCAGUAGUGCUACUCGAAGAUGGCGUGGCUGUCAGAACCCCAUUAAGAUGUAUUUGGAGCUCAGACUACGAUGUUGAUGUGAACAUCCAAAGUCUUAGACGUGAACAAGAUGUUUACCGUCGCUUGCACAGCCUCGAAGAUGACCGUUCCACGGGCAUUGUCCGUUGUCUUGGUUUCUCAACCGAAGCCACCAGACUUGCUUAUAUGCCCAACGGCGACCUCCGGACUUAUCUGGCAAAGUGCCGACCUUCUCGUCAGCUACAACUCGCAUGGUGCUAUGAGAUGGCCCGCAUACUUUGCUACGUUCACGAUAGACGUGUUCUUGUUGCAGACAUUUCUUCCCAGAAUUUUCUUCUGGAUUGCCAUAUAUCCAUUAAGAUGUGCGAUUUCUCAGAGGCGUCUCUCCUUCCAUUGGAGACCGAUAUGGAGACCGCGGAUGACAAGGGAUUCACCACUCAAAUCGAUAUUGGCCUCCUUGGAGCGGUGAUGUAUGAAGUCAUGACGGGCAGCAGGUGUAAAGUCGAUCUCUUCAAGGACAACUUGCCCACCGACGGCCGAGCCUAUUGGCCAGACCGGAAGACUCUACCGAGUACACAGGAUAUCUGGCUCGGUGCGAUUAUUGAAGGCUGCUGGACGGGUGAAUUUCGCACUGCUCACAGUCUCCUACAAGCGUUGGAUUCCGUCGAUCCAAACUGCACCUCUCCGAUUUCCUAA